Messenger RNA from Gossypium raimondii (Peruvian cotton), 1215 nucleotides. Its product is annotated as cytidine deaminase 1. The transcript has a single exon. The record is from RefSeq and is a predicted model, not a curated record. Lineage: Eukaryota; Viridiplantae; Streptophyta; Magnoliopsida; Malvales; Malvaceae. The coding region runs from base 138 to 1025 and encodes 295 amino acids. Gene Ontology annotation, cellular component: cytosol. Gene Ontology annotation, molecular function: cytidine deaminase activity; zinc ion binding.
AAUAGCCACUCGCUUCGCUCCUCUUCGAGCCUCCCCUCGCUACUUCCCUCCUAAUUUUCAGGAAAAUAUCGUCGCCGUGAUCCAAAACUCAGCCCACCGUCUCCGACAGUGUCAACCCGUAACCCAAUCUCUCAAAUAUGGAUCGACCCAGAUUCGUAAUCGACGCCGUCGAAGCCGAGCAAAUGGCCAAACAAUCAGGCAAGACGGUGCUCCAACUCCUUCCUUCUUUGGUCAAAUCAGCCCAGUCCGUAGCCCGCCCGCCGAUCUCGAAGUACCACGUCGGGGCAGUCGGGAUCGGGUCAUCCGGUCGGAUCUUUUUCGGAGCCAAUUUAGAAUUCCCGGGCUUGCCCCUCAACCAUUCCGUCCACGCUGAGCAGUUCCUUAUCACCAACCUUUCCCUCAAUGCAGAGCUGCGUCUUAAAUACAUCGCCGUCUCCGCCGCUCCUUGCGGCCAUUGCCGCCAGUUUUUCCAAGAGCUCCGCGGUGCUCCCGAUGUCAAGAUGCUCAUAACUUCCUCCGAUGAUGAAAAGGAAAACAAAAUAAGCAACACUUGUAAUGAUAAAGACCAAGAAUUUACCCCUUUGUCUCAUUUUUUACCUCACAGGUUCGGCCCCGAUGAUUUGCUAGGAAAAGAUGCUCCUCUCCUCCUCGAGCCUCGCCGGAACGGCUUGUCGUUUACCUCCGACGGCUGCGAGAACGACGAGUUAAAACACGCGGCUCUCGAUGCCGCGAACAUGUCGUACGCACCUUACAGCGGGUGUCCAUCCGGAGUGGCGUUGAUAGACGUUGAAGGGAAGAUAUACAAAGGGUCUUACAUGGAAUCCGCCGCUUACAACCCGAGUCUACCGCCGGUUCAGGCGGCAAUAGUCGCUUAUGUAGCCAGCGGCGGCGGAGGAGGGUACGAGAGGAUCGUCAGAGCAGUUUUGGUGGAAAAAUCCGACGCCGUUAUCAAACAGGAACACACUGCAAGGCUACUUUUACAGUGCAUUUCACCAAAAUGUGAAGUCAAGGUGUUUUCAGUGUAAAAAACUGUGAGUAUUUAGCUUCAAUUUCUUGCUUAUUUAUGAAUUUAAAAUGAUGAAAUCAUGGUGAAAAAUGGUAUCUAUGGAUUAAAUGAUGAAAACCCAGAAUGAACAUGUAAAUCACCAGGUGAAUAAUUGUGAUGAUUUGUUAUCUUUUGCAGCUUGAAAUAUAUUUUGUCCUGUGUUUUUGUUC